GGGAGCCCUGCAGACCCAGUUCAGCCCUGCCUUGCGCUGCCCGAGCGAGGAUCUGGGGCGCGAUGGCCGCGGGCUGGGAGCUCCGCGCCCUGCUCUGUCUCGGGGCGCUGCUGACUGGCGGGGUUUCUGCAGACCUGGGGGCUGUGGCCGUUGGUGAACUUCAUGAGAACGUUACUCUGCACUGUGGCAACGUCUCCAGACCCAGGGGCCUGGUGACUUGGUACCGGAAUGACUCAGAGCCUGUCUUCCUGCUGUCCUCCAAUGCUAGCCUCCUGCCCACUGCACCUCGCUUCUCUCUAGAGGAUGCCGGCGCCCUGCACAUCCAGGCACUGAGCCUGGAAGAUGAGGGCAACUACACCUGCCAGGAGGUUCUGAAUGAGACGCGCUGGUUCCUGGUGUGGCUGCGUGUGGCCAGUGGUCCUGACCAGAUCCAGGUCAACAUCUCAGCCUCAGGCGCCCUCCCCAAUGGCACCCUGUAUGCGGCCAGGGGCUCCCAGGUGGAUUUCAGCUGCGGCAGCACUGCACAGCCUCCGCCCAGGGUGGAGUGGUGGUUCCAGGCCCAGUCCAGACCCGAGUCCUUCGGAAGCAACCUGACGGUCAGCAGCUUCACACUGAUACUGAUGUCCCAGAACCUCCAAGGCAACUACACCUGCUCAGCCAGGAACGUGCUUAGUGGCAGACAGCGAAAGGUGACCACCGAGCUCCUGGUCUACUGGCCCCCUCCAUCAGCUCCUCAGUGCUCAGCAGAGGUGUCCUCAGGAUCAGCUGCCCUGAAGCUCACCUGUCGCUGGGACGGGGGAUACCCUGAUCCAAACUUUUUGUGGACUGAGGAACCUGGAGGGAUGAUUGUGGGGAAUUCAGAGCUGGGGACUGAAACACUGAACCAGUCGCAGCUGUCGGACGGGAAGAAGUUCAAGUGCGUAGGGAGCCACAUAGUGGGGCCAGAGCCGGGAGCCAGCUGCGUGGUACAGAUCUUGAGCCCCUUACUUGCCUCUCACCCCAUGAAAACAUGCUUCGUUGGAGGCAACGUGACACUCACCUGCCAAGUGUCUGGAGCCAACCCCCCUGCCACGAUCCAGUGGCUAAGAAACCUCACCCAGCCGGAGGCGGCCAUACAGCCCAGCAGCCACUAUCUCAUCACCCAGGACAACCAGAGCUCCACACUCACGAUCCACAACUGCUCCCAGGCCCUGGAUGAGGGCUUCUACUUCUGCCAGGCUAAGAACCUUGUCGGGGUGAGGGCAGUGGACGUCUGGCUAAGUGUGAAAGAACCUCUGAACAUUGGGGGCAUUGUGGGGACCAUUGUUAGCCUCCUUCUGCUGGGACUGGCCAUCAUUUCAGGGCUCAUGCUGUAUUACAGCCCUGUGCUCUGCUGGAAAGCAGGAAGCACUUUCAGGGGACAAGACAUGGGUGAUGUCAUGGUUUUGGUGGAUUCAGAAGAGGAAGAAGACGAGGAGGAUGAGGAAGAAGAGGAAAAUGCUAUUGAAGAGGUGGAGCAGGAGACGAAUGAGAGAGAGGAAUUGCCAAAAGAAGUAUGCAAGCAUGGGCACAUUCACAGGGUGACUGCGCUGGUCAAUGGUAACUUAGACCACAUGGGAAACGGACUGCAGGACCUACAGGAUGACAAUGAUGAACAGCAAAGUUACACUAUUCAAGAGCCAGUUUGAUGAAGAGGAUGGUCCAGUCUUGUCUUGCAAGCUUGGAUAGCUCUACUGAAGAUGAGCUUGUCCUUCAGAUUUGACUGGAUUCACUGCUGCCUGGGCAUUUGCAUUAGCCACAGCUGGGGUCUCCCAGUGAAGCAGCAGCCCACACACACAUCUUUCCUUCUGCUGUUUUUCACUGAUUUCAUUGCUGUAAGUUUCCUCAACAGUGUGACAACACAUCGGGAAGGAGCAGCAAGUGUGGAGGAAAGCUGCGGUGGUGUCCGAGGUGCCACUUUGCUGAUGCCUGGCUCUAUCGAGGCUUACUGUGAUUUGAGGAACACGGGUCAGGGGAGCACUUCUUAUCUGUGCCCUGGGCCCAUUCAAGAUUUGCAACCAGCUUGCCCAAUACUAAGAGGAAUAUGGGGGAGGGGGGAGGGACAGAAGACCUCCUAUUACUGUUCAGGCAGGGAGCCAGCAGCUAGCUUGGAGCAGUGAUGUCAGCUCCCAGAAGGCAAUUUGGGUUAGGCUUGGCAGUCAGACACUCUGGCUUUAAUCGGGAACUUGGUUCUUUGCUGCUUGCCUCUCCCUUGGGCCUCUGUUUCCCCAUCUGUAACAUAGGUGAAGUAGCACCUACCUACCAAGCUCCUGGGGAUUAAAUGAAGAAGGUAAUUUUGGAUGUAAAAGUGUCCAGGGAGGUGCUCAGUGGCCCUCCAGGGUGCCCUCAUGAUGAUUCUUUUCCUUGGAGAUAUGUGAGCUGUAGGAGCUGGUAAGAGGAAGUGUCUUUCCUUCUCAUCUCCCAUGUGGCAGAACUUUACACAUACAGAGAAGCCUCCUAAAUGAUGGACCUAAGGUCAGCUUUCAGCUUUCCUUUCCUUAUGUCUCCUGCACUUUGCAAAGGAGACAAGAGAAACAUUUCAUAAGAGUAUCUGGUGUGAAGAACUCGGGACUUGCCAGUCAGUUUUUUUGUAUCUUGAAAAUGGGAAUAUGUGUUUCCUUCCCCCUCAAUAGGAGGAUGCACUGAUCAGUGACACUUCAGUUUCAGAUGAAAAUAGGGCUGAUGAGCUGGGGUUGUUAAACUCUCUGCUAGAUCAUUGAGGGUUUUUUUUUUUUUUUUUUAAUUCCAUCUAAAUGUCUUGAAGUCAGGGAUCUUCUAAGGGUGCAAUAGAUGUGUGCUAAAUAUGAAAAUCUGACUUGAAAUUUGCACUCUGUACUUGUGCAUAUCCUGCUCAAAAGGGGCAAUAUAGGCUUAAAGGAGAACUUCCUUUGUCUAGAACCUGGGCCUUCUGAGAUGAGGAGCUGGUUAUCUGAAGUUACCUGCAAGAUGUGGGUGGGAAUAUGUUUUUCUUGAAUGCAGGGUCUGAACUGAAGAAACCACUGCCAGUAUGCCUGUCCCCAGCUCAUGGCACAGGGUGGGGUUGCAGGGGGUAGGGGGGUGGUAAGGCUAGCUAUGAUUUUAAGCCCUCAGGAAUGCUGUGAAGUUCAGUUCUGUUUGGCUGGGUCUCCUGCUGUACACCUCACAAACUGGAUCACUCCAGUCUGUUAAUUUUCUUAAUGUCAUUUCACAAUGAGAUACUCAGGUUGCUUCCAUUGGAGAUGGAGCUGGUCUCCCUUGUAGUCCUAAUAACCAAGUUCUUGAAUUCAUCUACUACCUGAGGUAACUUUAACAAAAGAAAACAAGAGGGAAAUCACUAGCUGGGAACACAAGGAAAUGUUUUGCAAGAUCACUGGAUGCUUUCUACAACUUCCUAUUCUGCACACACACCUGGUGAUAGGAAAUAUUUGAGUGUUUUUUCACUACCAAAUGGGAGGUUUAAGGGCUUGGUGCCAAAUGCUAGUCUGAAGCCCUGACCAGCUGACCUGUGGCUGACACUUUUAUGAGCCUGUGUGCACAUUUAUAAAAUGGCAGGUUAAGAGUCCAGGGCAUGAAAGUGCUUCAUGUUUUAAGAAUUUAUAAAGAAUUGGAGCUCCCCUUUUCUUUGCCUUAACAUGAUCCAUAUCCAGACUCCAAAGCAUGUGGACCAUGGGUUACAGCCUUUGUGUGGGCAGGUCCAAUUUGUGAAGUUAAAAAUAAAUCUGCAUGUAUUGACUCAGAGACCUUGAGAUCCACUUAUCAGAACCAGGAAGAAAGACACUUCAGGGUUAUUUCAAUCCCUUAAAACCCAGUGGACAUGGGGGAGGGGCUCAGGACUCCUGUGGCUUUCAUAUUAGCUCCAUUUCUCAAAAGCGCAUACAGGUCUGACAACUGCAGCAGGAAACACAUAAUGGAAGUGUUCCACAACCUGCACCCUAACCCUGGAGGGUCAUCCCUGCUGGGUAGAACUUAGAGUGCCGAGUAAGUGCCAAACAAUAUUCUCGCACAGGACUGGCAAUCAACUGCUGAAAAAACAAAACACAAAACCACAAAACCUUAUGAUUUGAUAGGGGAAAGUUGGGAGAAAUUAGUUCUAAGAUUAUAGAUUUUGUUAAGAUUUUGGAAUAAAGUUAUUUUUAAAUAUGU
Messenger RNA from Nannospalax galili (Upper Galilee mountains blind mole rat), 4140 nucleotides. It is a transcript of the gene Vsig10, whose product is annotated as V-set and immunoglobulin domain containing 10. Bases 63 to 1667 code for a protein of 534 amino acids. NCBI's taxonomy places the organism in Eukaryota, Metazoa, Chordata, Mammalia, Rodentia, Spalacidae. The transcript has 9 exons. The record is from RefSeq and is a predicted model, not a curated record.